AUGGCUGCGCCUAGUUUUGUGGCAUUGCUCGCCAUAAUCCCACUCCUACCAUUUUUCGGAUUAUGCGCGCUCAAGCUCUCAGUGCGCCUGGCGGGCCGGUUCCUCAAAUCUCAAGGCAGAGACAGACGGGCUGCAAUUAUUGCUAAAAUUGUUAAAGACAGAAGUGCGAUCUCUGAAGGGCAGCAUCUGUCAGUGGAAGCUGAUGACGGCUGGGAAAAGAUCGAAAGAACAGGCACGGCUGAGAAUGGCCAACCAUUUCGCAACACUUGGAGUGGCAUUGUCGGCUUCUUUCAUCCAUUCUGCAAUGCGGGUGGUGGGGGGGAAAGGGUCUUAUGGGCUGCUAUUGCGGCCACGCAAAGAAGAUGGCCUUCUGCUAUUUGUGCUGUCUACACCGGUGAUCAUGACAUCGAACGAUCCGUGGUAGUGUCAACUGUCAAGAACAGAUUUGAUAUCACAUUGCAGGAGCACUCGCUGGUCUUCAUAUACCUAUCGAGACGUCGAUAUGUCCUGGCCAGCACAUAUCCCUCCUUCACACUCCUUGGCCAAUCCCUUGGAUCCAUGGUUCUUGCUUAUGAGGCCUUUCAACUACUUGUGCCAGACGUUCUCAUCGACACCAUGGGCUAUUCAUUUGCAGUUGCAUUUUGCAAGUAUCUCUUCCCUGGUGUCCCAACCGCGGCCUACGUUCAUUAUCCAACCAUCUCAACUGACAUGCUCGAGAGCCUGGACGACAAGACUGGGGCAAAAGGAAUGCAUUCUGGCGCUGGGACAGGGCUGAAAGGCAAAGGCAAGAAAAACUACUGGCGCAUAUUCGCGUGGUUGUACGGUUGGACAGGAAGACAAAUCGAUGUUGUCAUGUGCAAUUCGACCUGGACUCAGGGCCACAUCCGCCAGUUAUGGAGACCCAAGCAAGACUCUUCCUCCUUUGCAGCUGUUGUCUACCCACCUUGCCCUGUAGAAGAACUCCAGUCGAAGGUCAAGGUCACGCCUGGAAGUGAAGGAGCACGCGGGGACAGUAUACUUUACAUUGCUCAAUUCCGCCCGGAGAAGAACCAUUCCCUCAUCCUGCGAGCAUUUGCCAAAUACUAUCACAGCUCAAAUAACAAGUCUAAACUGGUCUUGAUCGGAUCCGUCCGAACGAACACGCCCGACGAGAAGCACAUUUACAAGCUACGACUUGAAGCCCGAGAACUAAAGAUCAAUGACGCAACAACAUUCAUUUGCGAUGCUCCAUUUUCACUGAUCCUGCAACAUCUGCAGAAAUCGAGCAUCAUCACAAAUGGCAUGUACUCGGAGCAUUUCGGGAUCGGCAAUGUGGAGGGUCUUGCUGCGGGUUUGAUCCCAGUAGUGCACAACAGUGGUGGCCCCAAAUUGGACAUUGUCAUACCAUACGAGGGAGAAGUCAUUGGAUAUCUUGCAGAAUCUGAUCAAGAAUACGCCGAUGCUUUUCGGAAGGUCGCCUCACUUGAUGCGCAACAACGACAUGCAAUGAGAGUGAGGGGACGAGCCAGUACACAACGAUUUUCGGAAGCGGUGUUUGCGAAGAAAUGGAUAGAACAGAUGGAGACGCUUGUGCUGAUGGCGGAGUCAAAAAUGACCUCGCCAUGA
This is a messenger RNA of Exophiala aquamarina CBS 119918, 1605 nucleotides long. RefSeq names its product alpha-1,2-mannosyltransferase. The transcript is spliced from 2 exons. Gene Ontology annotation, biological process: protein N-linked glycosylation. The coding region runs from base 1 to 1605 and encodes 534 amino acids. Gene Ontology annotation, molecular function: GDP-Man:Man(3)GlcNAc(2)-PP-Dol alpha-1,2-mannosyltransferase activity. The record is from RefSeq and is a predicted model, not a curated record. Gene Ontology annotation, cellular component: endoplasmic reticulum membrane. NCBI's taxonomy places the organism in Eukaryota, Fungi, Ascomycota, Eurotiomycetes, Chaetothyriales, Herpotrichiellaceae.